Miscanthus lutarioriparius is the source of this 1458-nucleotide messenger RNA. The record is from the annotation of a GenBank genome assembly. Lineage: Eukaryota; Viridiplantae; Streptophyta; Magnoliopsida; Poales; Poaceae.
AUGGUAGAGAAGCUCCCCAAUGAUCUGGAAGGAAUGGAGUCCUCAAUGGAGAAGCUUUACAUUCUUAUUGAUGAGAUCUACAAAUACGUCGAUGAUGUUGUGGAAGGACGUGUGGCACCUGACAACAGAAUUGGGAGGUUCAUCUCUGAUUCUGUUGCUUCAAUGCCGAAAUUGUCCCCAGCUGCUUUCGAUAAGCAUUUCAAUGACAAGAUUCGGGAUAACCUUGCGCUGGUAUACCUGUCAAGCAUCACAAGGACACAAAUCAGCAUCGCCGAGAAGUUGAACACUGCCGCUCAAGCGCCGGGCAUGGUGGACAAGUUCCGGAUGCGCGCCAAGGGUGGUGACGGCGGCAAUGGCUGUGUCAGCCUCCGGCGCUCCAGGUCCAACCUCCAUGGCAUGCCUGACGGUGGUAAUGGAGGGAAGGGUGGUGAUAUAAUUCUUGAGUGCUCCAGGUCUAUCUGGGAUUUCAGUGGCUUGCAGCAUCACAUGUCGGAGAAGCUAAAAUACUUUCGUACAUCCUCCGUGCCUCGGUUCUCAAACACUGAUUCUGAUGUAAGAAGCUAUCCACGUCAGGAGGGGAUAGAUGAAAAGGAUCAGACUGAAAGCGAAGAUGAAGAAUUUUGGGAGGAUGAAGACGAGUUCAACAUUGACAAUGAGGAUGACAAGGAAGAGGAAGAGAGGGAAGAAGAAGAUGUGCAAUAUUGUGUUGCUGAGAUGCCGAAACCUGGGCAGCGGUUGAUCAUAGCACGAGGAGGGGAAGGUGGACUAGGGAAUGCUUUUGUCAUUAAGGAGAUGCGGCCUUCCAAAGCAAGCAGACAAGAAAAGAUAGCCCGCUUAAGUACCGGGCAGCCAGGAACUGAGAGCUUUCUUAUCUUGGAACUGAAGAGCAUUGCAGAUGUCGGUCUAGUUGGAUUUCCUAAUGCCGGAAAGAGCACAUUGUGGAGUUCUCUCUCUAGGGCACAGCCAGAGAUAGCCGACUAUGAAUUCACCACACUGAGGCCCAACAUUGGCAGCCUGACCUACGAGGACUACUACUCUGUUAAAGUGGCUGAUAUACCUGGCCUGAUCAAAGGAGCACAUGAGAACCGUGGCCUCGGUCAUGCUUUCCUGAGGCACAUAGGGCGUACAAAAGUUCUUGCCUAUGCGCUUGACCUUGCAGCCACGCUUAAUGGCAGGAAGGGUGUCCCUCCUUGGGAGCAGCUGCAGGAUUUGAUCUCAGAGCUGGAGCAUUACCAAGAAGGUCUGACUCGGCGACCAUCACUGAUUGUGGCAAACAAGAUAGACGAAGAGGGAGCUGAAGAGAUGUACGAGGAACUGAAGAGGAGAGUGCAGGGUGUUCCUAUAUUUCCAGUUUGCGCCAUCUUGCAGGAGGGGGUGCCAGAUCUGAGAGUGGGUCUAAGGAACCUUAUGGAUGACUCAGAUCCAGGGGGCAUUGAUUUGAGCAAAACGACUGUUUAA